Messenger RNA from Mytilus californianus (California mussel), 3305 nucleotides. RefSeq names its product PAX3- and PAX7-binding protein 1-like. Lineage: Eukaryota; Metazoa; Mollusca; Bivalvia; Mytilida; Mytilidae. Gene Ontology annotation, cellular component: nucleus; U2-type post-mRNA release spliceosomal complex. Gene Ontology annotation, biological process: mRNA splicing, via spliceosome; spliceosomal complex disassembly. The coding region runs from base 11 to 2485 and encodes 824 amino acids. Gene Ontology annotation, molecular function: DNA binding. The record is from RefSeq and is a predicted model, not a curated record. The transcript is spliced from 19 exons.
UUGAAGCAACAUGGCGACGUUUAAAAAGCCGCGACGUAAUUUUCGUGGUAGAAAAAUUGUUACAGAAGAAGAAUCGGAUGAAGAAAAGGAUGAGGAUGUACAAGAAAUGGAAGUUGACGAACAGUCUAAUGAUGCAGAUGGACCAAAACUUUCCAAAAAAUCAAAGAAGAGUAAAAAGGAAGCGAAAUCGUCCUUGAGUUUCGUCCAUGAUUUACAAAAUGAAGGUGAAGAAAUCAAGAUUAAAAAAUCUAGUCACAGCAAAAAACUGGCAAAGAUGCUAAAAAAGGAAAUGCAAAAAGAGAAGGAAGAAGUGCAUAAAGUAGAAAAGAUAAUCAAACAGGAACCAGUCCAGGUUGAAGUUACGUUUAGUCCAAAGGUUGACAGAGAUGCACAUAUAAAGAAAUUAAGAGAAGAGUUACUUACCUUGAAUGGAGAAGAGGCAGAGGCAGCAGAUAAUGAUAGCGAAGAAGAUGAGAAGGGAGCUAUCCAUAAAAUGCUUGGACGUGGCCAGAUACCAGAUGCAAACAUGAUCCAUAGCAUCAGGAAACAAAGACAACAGAGACGAGAUCUUGGAGAUUUUAUACCUGUUGAUGAUACAGUCAAAGUUGAAAAAUCAAGUUCAAAGUCUAGAUUAGUCAGAGAGGAUGACAACGACAAGAGUGAUGAUGAUGAAGAAGGCAGGAUAGAUUUCUCCGUCAAUACAUUUGCCAAAGAAAGACAGAAAAUACAGAAUGACUUUCUGGCUAUUGAACAUGGAAGUGACCAAGAGAGUGACCAGGACAAAGAAUGGGAAGAACAACAGAUCAGAAAAGGAGUCAAUACACAGGGUGCUCCAGGACAAGAGGAAUACAGUUACGACCAAUACAGAGAAACCAGUAAUGGUUAUGGUGUAUACAGAGGAGAAGAAGAGCAAUCUUUUAAACCAUUUAAGCCACUAACUGACUCACAGGACAUGUCUGGCGUAACCAUGGAGUCACUUAGGAAACGUUUACAGGAGAGAUUGACCUCUAUGGAUGAAGUACAUCGUAGCCAUGUGCGUGAACGAGACACACUUGAGACGGACAUUGAGGAAUCGUCGACUAGUAUUGACACGUGUAAAGAACGUGUCAAGGGGUUGGAAGAGCAAUAUCGCUUCUUCCAAGAAAUGAGGGGGUAUGUGAGAGACUUGGUUGAAUGUCUCAAUGAGAAGGUGCCUACCAUCAACGAUCUUGAGAAUAAAAUGCUUAUCUUACUUAGUAAUCGAUCAGAGAGGCUGAUAUCCCGCCGCCAACAAGAUGUACGAGACCAGUGUCAAGAUUAUAUGACAAGUAAAGCAAAAGUUGUCAUGGAGACAUCUGAAGACCAGGAAAGACAAAGAAGAGUUGCAGAAAGAGAGGCCAGGAGGGCCAGGAGAAGAAGAUUGAGAGAGUCUAAAGACAUUGUAGGUCACCAUGAUGGUCUGUCCUCAGAUGAUGAACAAAACCAAUCAGAAAUUACUAAAUUUAAUCUGGAAAAAGAAAGCAUACACAGUGGAGUGGAGAGGUUAUUUGAAGAUGUGGUAGAAGAUUUUAGUGAUAUACAUUCUAUUAGAGAAAGAUUUGAGGACUGGAGGUCAUUAUACAAUGAUACAUAUAAAGAGGCCUAUAUAGGACUAUGUUUACCCAAACUUGUCAAUCCAUUUGUACGAUUACAGCUGAUUAACUGGAAUCCUUUACAGGAAAGUUGUCGAGAUUUUGAAGAGAACAGUUGGUUUGAUACCAUGCUUUUUUAUGGUUCAAAAAUUGAAGAAUUAGUGGAAAAUGUAGAUGAUGAUGUAAAAUUAUUACCCACAAUUGUGGAAAAAAUUAUUCAACCUCGUCUUACUGUAUUUGCUGAGAAAAUCUGGGAUCCAUUAUCAACCACACAAACUUCCAGGCUAGUAAAUGUCGUUCAAAAAAUUAUAAAUGAAUAUCCAUCAGUUCAUGCUGAUAAUAAAAAAACACAGGAAUUGCUGAGAGCUAUUGUUAACAGAAUGAAGAAGACUCUUGAUGAUGAUGUUUUUAUGCCUCUUUAUCCAAAAUCAGUAACAGAGAACAGAGGAUCUGGCUCAUCUGUGUUCUUUCAUCGACAGUCCUGGACAUGUAUAAAGCUACUAGGUAACAUUUUGAGUUGGCAUGGAAUCCUCUCCAGUAAAGUACUACACAGUCUUGCCCUGGAUGGGUUAUUGAAUCGUUAUAUCAUACUUGGUCUGUGUAAUUCACCAAUUGGUCAAGAAACCAUCCAGAAAUGUCAAUCAAUAAUAUCAACAUUUCCAAAGCAGUGGUUUACAGGUUUAACAGAAGACAGAACCAUGCCACAGUUAGAAAACCUCUGUAGAUAUCUAGUGUCAAUAUUUAAUUCUAUUCAUAUUCAGUCCCGUACAGAUUUCCAAAAAAUGGAAGCCAAAGAAUAUGCAAAACAGAUCAGUAAGAUGCUGAUUGGUGUUCAUGCCAUGGAUCUCGUUACGAAUUUACCAAAGGUCACAUGACUAACGGAGAAAACUGUAGAGGAUUUUCAAAAACUUUGUGUUUAACUGUGUGACACUCCAGAAACUACAUAAACUGACAGUUAAAAAUGUGAAUAAACUUGCAGUAAAAACUGUGACUAAACUGCCAGUAAAAACUAAAUAAACUGACAGUAAAAACUGUUAAUUAACUGACAGUAAAAACUUGAUAAACUGGCAGUAAAGACUAUGAAAUAACUGUAAUAGCAGAAACAGUUCACUAACAAAGAACCACCAAACAUUGCAAGUCAGUAUGAAAGGACUAUAGUGGGCUUCUGAACAUGUGUUUUUUGAGAGGAAAUAAAACGUCUUAGUGCUAUAUAAAUAUGACUUUUCAUGUUGUAGUAUUCCUUCCAUUCGGGUCUUUCUUUAUUGUGACACCUAAUGAUAUCCUGUCAUAGUCAUUAUGUUCAAAAUCUUGUAAGAAUUUUAUAGAAACUUUAAACUGAAAAAUAGCAAGAGGUUAGAUUGAAAAUACAAAUUAUCUCCCUUCAUAGAUUGUAUGUUUGAAAUCUCUCUCAGAAAAUGAGUAUAAGGGUUGAUUGGAAAUAAGAAUUCCUUUUUAGACUUGAGUUUUCACAAAUUAUCUUCGUUAAUAGAUUGUUUAAAAUCUCACGGGAUAGCAGAAAAUAAGUAUAAGGGUUGAUUUUGAAUAAGAAUUCCAUGUUUGACUUAGUUUUCACAAGUUAUCUCCCUUUAUAGAUAGUAUUUCUAAAAUUUCUUUGGGUAGCAGAAAAUAAGUGAAAGGGUUGAUUGGAAAUAUGAAUUCCAUGUUAAAUGAAGUUAUUAAAAAUGUACAACAGUA